Messenger RNA from Ipomoea nil (Japanese morning glory), 1887 nucleotides. RefSeq lists its product as uncharacterized. NCBI's taxonomy places the organism in Eukaryota, Viridiplantae, Streptophyta, Magnoliopsida, Solanales, Convolvulaceae. Bases 1 to 1887 code for a protein of 628 amino acids. The record is from RefSeq and is a predicted model, not a curated record. Gene Ontology annotation, biological process: telomere maintenance; DNA repair. The transcript is spliced from 4 exons. Gene Ontology annotation, molecular function: DNA helicase activity.
AUGGAUGAAGCUGGUAAUGAGAUUGUGGAUGAAAUAAACAUAUACUAUGAUUGCAGAUACAUAUCUGCAUGCGAGGCAGCUUGGAGGUUAUUUAGCUUUGAAGUCCAGUACAGAACUCCCCCGGUUGAGCGACUAAGCUUUCACUUGCCUGACUGCCAAUCAGUUGUUUUCCAAGACGAUGAUACGAUUGAUCAGGUUCUCAAUAGAGAGAUCGUUAGGCAAAGUAUGUUUAAUGCAUGGUUUGUAGCCAACCAGAAUUUCAAAGAAGCGAGCUUACUAACUUACAUUGAGAUGCCUACCAAAUUUGUCUGGGAAAAAGACAUCCGUGAAUGGCAUCCAAGAAAGAAGGGUUUCUCAAUUGGUCGAAUAUUCUAUGUACAACCAGCUUCAGGUGAAAUAUAUUAUUUGAGGUGUCUAUUGAACAUAGUCCGUGGUCCAAAAAGUUUCCAAGAUAUUAGGACAGUUAACGGUGUUGAGUACUUGACCUUUAGAGAUGCGUGUUAUGCUCAUGGAUUGCUAGACGAUGAUAAAGAGUACAUUGAUGCUAUAAAUGAAGCAAGCUACUGGUCAACUGCACAUUCAUUGAGGAAGCUAUUUGUUGUUUUACUAACAUCCUUCUCAAUUAUUAGACCUGAAAAUGUUUGGAAUCAAGUGUGGCUACAUUUGUGUUAUAAUUAUAACUAUCUGGAUGUUGGUAUCGUAACAGAUUUGGUCUUAACAGAGCAAGAGAAAAAGAACUUUGCAUUGUUGGAAUUGGAAAACCUUUUGGGGCAACAAAAUAAGUCUUUAAAAUACUACCCUCCGAUGCCAAUACCAACUACUGAUAAUUCAAGGUUGUUUCAAAAUCGUUUAGUUUUUGAAGAGUUAUGUUACAAUCGGGAACAGUUGAAGGAAGAUGCUGAAGUGCUGUGUGCCAAACUAACUGAAGAACAGAGAAAGACUUUCUUGUGGAGAGCGUUGUCAGCUGCAGUCCGAUGCAAAGGUCAGAUCAUUUUAAAUGUCGCAUCAAGUGGCAUAGCUUCUUUGUUGUUACCAGGUGGCCGAACUGCACACUCAAGAUUUGCAAUACCUAUUGCAAUAAAUGAAGACUCUACCUGUAACAUUAAACAAGGUAGCGACUUGGCUGAAUUGUUGAUAAAGACGCGUUUGAUAAUUUGGGAUGAAGCUCCCAUGAUGCACAAACAUUGCUUUGAAGCGUUAGAUAGAACUAUGCGAGAUUUGUUGCAUUUUGUAGACCCUCAUAGUGAAAUGAAGACGUUUGGUGGUAAAACAGUUGUUUUGGGUGGAGAUUUCCGCCAAAUUCUUCCAGUAGUUCCAAAAGGUACACGGCAAGAUAUUGUUUCUUCAGCGAUAAAUUCAUCAUAUCUAUGGGAUAGGUUGACUAAAAACCUCAGGCUAAGUUCGGUACCCAACGGUGGAAAUCGGCAGGCAUUACAAGAAUUUGCUAACUGGAUUGCUAAUGUCGGCGAUGGAAAGCUAGGUGGGCGGAAUGAUGGUUUCGCAGAGGUUGAAAUACCAAAGCACAUGCUACUGUCAUCCGGAGGGGACGAUAUUAAAACAAUUGUGCAUAGUAUAUUUCCUAUGUCAUACUAUAGUUCAAACGCAGUAUGCAAAGCCGAUGGCGACAACAGUAUAUUUGGAGAUGUACACACACAGGAAUUUCUAAACAGCAUUAGGGUUUCAGGUCUACCAAAUCAUACACUGACUUUGAAAAUCGGUUCACCAGUAAUGUUAAUGAGAAAUAUUGACCAUUCUCUUGGUUUGUGCAAUGGAACUCGGUUGAUAAUCACAAAGCUAGCAGACCAUGUUAUUGAAGGCGAGAUUCUGACUGGUCCUAACAAAGGUACAAAAGUGUUUGAACCCCCGAAUGUCAAUGUCACCCUCUGA